AUGGCCGGAACCAGGAAUUACGAUUUUUUGAUUAAACUCCUUUUGAUAGGCGAUUCCGGUGUAGGAAAAUCAUGCUGUCUCUUGCGUUUCAGCGAGGAUAGUUUCACACCUUCGUUCAUCACCACGAUUGGAAUUGAUUUCAAGAUUCGUACAAUUGAGUUGGAUGGAAAGAGAGUGAAGUUGCAGAUUUGGGAUACGGCGGGCCAGGAGAGAUUUAGGACGAUUACCACGGCGUAUUAUAGGGGGGCCAUGGGCAUCUUGCUUGUUUAUGAUGUUACAGAUGAGAGAUCUUUUACAAAUAUCCGCACCUGGUUCAGCAACGUCGAACAACAUGCCACCGAAGGUGUAAACAAGAUCCUCAUAGGCAACAAGUGCGAUUGGGAAGACAAACGAGUUGUAUCCACCGAACGCGGUCAACAAUUAGCAGAUGAACUCGGCAUUCCUUUCCUCGAGGUAUCAGCCAAGAGUAACAUUAAUGUAGAAAAGGCAUUCUACAGUUUGGCAGCAGAUAUCAAGAAGAGAAUCGUGGAUACGAGUAAGAUAGAUCAGGCGGCGCAACAAGGUGUUGAUGUGGGUGGUCAGAGUAGUGGAGGUGGAAGUAAAUGUUGUUAG
This is a messenger RNA of Botrytis fragariae, 612 nucleotides long. Its product is annotated as putative rab gtpase protein. The transcript has 3 exons. Gene Ontology annotation, cellular component: endosome; plasma membrane. Gene Ontology annotation, biological process: protein localization to plasma membrane; regulation of exocytosis; protein secretion. Bases 1 to 612 code for a protein of 203 amino acids. The record is from RefSeq and is a predicted model, not a curated record. NCBI's taxonomy places the organism in Eukaryota, Fungi, Ascomycota, Leotiomycetes, Helotiales, Sclerotiniaceae. Gene Ontology annotation, molecular function: GTP binding; GTPase activity.